CGUCUCCAACAAUUUUUAUUCUGUGGAAAACAAUAAGCAGAUUCUGAAUCUGAUAUAAUCUUUGACAAUAAUAAGUCAACUGUUAGAAGUAACUAUUAUGGUAUCGCCGUCCGUCGCAAUGGAGCAAGACAACGGUGCCGGCCAUGCCUUGAGUGAUUUUCUCAUGCAACUGGAAAACUACAAUUCUUCAAUACCAGAAUUUGUUGUUGCAUAUUAUCUGAAUGCAUCUGGUUUUGAAUCACAAGAUCAAAGACUAAUAAGACUUAUUGCACUAGCAGCACAAAAGUACCUUUCGGAUAUAGCCAAUGAUGCACUGCAGCAUUGUAAGAUGCGCACCAACAGUCAAGUAACACAGAGCUCUAAGAACCAGAAGGGGGGACCCAAAGAGAAGAAGUAUGUUAUGACCAUGGAUGACCUGGUGCCUGCACUCCAAGAGUAUGGCAUUACAGCUAAGAAGCCGCAUUAUUUUGUUUAAUUUUAUUUGUUGUCACACAUGUGUGUGAGUUAUAUAAGUCAAACAGUAGAAUUUCUAUAUUUCGAACUUUCACGUCUUGAGAACUCAAAAAUAAGCUUUGUCCCUUUUAGUCCGGUCAAUUUAGACCAAAAAAUGAGAGUGAAGUUACAUUAAGUCCCAACAAGCUGAAUUUCAGGGAAAUUGUUCAAAACAUAAUUAUAAACAAUGUCUAGAAGUUCCCGAUCAUUCCCGUGUAUGGAAAAAAAAAUUAUCCAAGGUAAAUACUUUUUUU
Papilio machaon (common yellow swallowtail) is the source of this 746-nucleotide messenger RNA. Its product is annotated as transcription initiation factor TFIID subunit 10-like. NCBI's taxonomy places the organism in Eukaryota, Metazoa, Arthropoda, Insecta, Lepidoptera, Papilionidae. Gene Ontology annotation, biological process: transcription initiation at RNA polymerase II promoter. Gene Ontology annotation, molecular function: promoter-specific chromatin binding; RNA polymerase II general transcription initiation factor activity. Gene Ontology annotation, cellular component: SAGA complex; nucleus; transcription factor TFIID complex. The transcript is spliced from 3 exons. The record is from RefSeq and is a predicted model, not a curated record. Bases 98 to 475 code for a protein of 125 amino acids.